UAGAGGAUGGGACUAAGGAUGCAACCCUGUGGGACGCCAGUGUUUGUAAUAAUGCUGGCUAAAGUUGUGUUGCCAAUCCUGACGGACUGCGGCCUGCCAGUCAAAAAGUCCUGCAACCAGUCACAUAGGGUUGGGUGCAGGCCGACUGUUGCCAGCUUUUGUUUCUAUCCUGAACUGAACCGUGCUGACUCCAUCUGACCUGGUUGGAGGUCUACCAAUCCCAUCAGGCACCUGAACCUCCCCACACACAGUUAAUCUGUCUGAUUAAUGAAGGGCCAUUUGUCUUUGUUUCGGGGAUUUCUUUUGGGAUUAACAUGCUCAGUCAGACAUCUGCUGCUUCACAUCAGCGCAUUACUCAAAUCCUCAUCUCCUGACUUGGCCUCGCUCUGCUCUGUUUGUCGCUUCUGGUUCUUUUUAUCCUCAUUUUUCUGAUUUUUGGGACAUUGUUAAAGCUGCAGGAAUGACAAGAAACAGCCAUAGUGACCUUCACUACCUCACUGGGUUCAUUUUGUUCCGCUGAGGUUAACUAAUGACUCGUUGUCGUUGUAAUUUUGCAGUUUUCCUCUCAGAGAAAGAGUACUGCUCUUAUGAAGCAUAAACUCAACAUCAGAGAGAAACAUGAUGGAGAUGUUCGACAAGAGACGACAAACACAAAGCAUGUUUUAAAGAAGAAACUUUGAGGCUCAAGAGCAAAAGUGAAAUGAAGACAAAAUAUACUGGACUGAAAAGGAAAAACUGUGAAUUUGAAAUGUGAGAGAAACCAAAGAAAGCAGGAAGAGUGUUUGAAGGAUCAAACUGCGGUCAAACCUUUAUCUGGACAGGAUCAAAGCAACAACUCACAGAAGAGCCAGGCCUUACAACUCUGUAACCAUGGGUGAAGAUUGCAGCGAGCUGUUAAAUGGUGACUGUGAGGCGGCGCGGCAGACUAGCGACAUCACCUUUAGCACUGGGAUAAGCCCCACCUCCAACCUGCGCAGGAAGCAGCUGCUGUGGCAGAACGCCGUCAGGAACAUCAUUGACCAGCACAACCUGUACACACUGAGGCUCGCUGGGGGUUUGGAGCGAGGCAAGCACCAUAUCAAAGUCACCGAUGCCUACAUCGCGGACAUCAACAGGCAGAUCCGCAAUAAAGCGUCUCGUGGAGUAUUUUGGCAGAAGCGCCGUUCGUCAGCAGCUCGCAUUCACCCAACAGUCACCACAGCAACACAGAGCAAACACGACCCACUCAGUGAUGCUGACUUCUUUGUGUCGUCUGGGUGGACGGUGCGAGGCGUCUUCAUCCCCACACUGCAGCACAAAUUCAAGUCUGCAGACUUGGAGCAGCUCUACCAGCAGUUCUCCUUGGCUCAGAGAAGAACCUCACUGGUCGUCACUGUUGUCGUUGACAUCCUGACCCGCCUUCUUGUCUCAUUGCUGACAUGGCCGCUGGGCUGGUGGGGCAUGGCCUGUGAUUGGCUUACCGGUCUGUCUGUAGUCUUGUGGAUAGGAAUCUGCCUGGUGGUUCUGACCAGAAAGGAAGUCUUGUCAUCACCUCAGUGGCUUAGGUAUCUGUCAGUGGUCAGCUGGCUGUCUCAGACCUUCCAAGUGCUGGUUGGUGUUUUCAGUUGGGCGGAGAGCGAUCACUCUUGGUAUGUCUUCUUCACGCUUUUCUCCACUUACACCCUCCUGCCCCUCCCCCUCCUCUGGUCCAUCAUUGCGGGGGGAACCACCUCCACUCUGCACCUCCUGGUGGAUUUCUGCUGUCACUAUAAUGACCACAGCUUCAUCAGAAAGGUGUUGUCCAAGGCUCUGCUGUAUCUGGCUAUGAACACUGCGGGUCUGUUCAUUCACUACCUGUCUGAUUGGACUCAGAGACAGUCUUUCCUGGAGACCAGGCGCUGUAUCGAAGGACGAGUCAGACUAGAGAGGGAGAACAACAGACAAGAACGCCUGGUGAUGUCAAUCCUACCUCAAUUUCUGGUGCUUGAGAUGAUUGGUGACAUGGCCGUCAUGGAAGAUUAUCUGCUGCCUCAGCAGUUGCACAAGAUCUACAUUCACCAUUACAAGGAUGUCAGCAUCCUGUUUGCAGACAUCAUCGGCUUCACAUCGCUGUCAUUGAUUCUUUCGGCUCAGGAUCUCGUUAAAACCCUCAAUGAACUCUUUGGUCGCUUCGACAGGCUGGCUGAGGACCACCAGUGUUUGCGCAUUAAGAUUCUGGGUGAUUGUUAUUACUGCGUAUCAGGAGUCCCAGAGCCUCAGAGAGGACAUGCCCGCUGCUGUGUGGAGAUGGGCCUCAGUAUGAUCAACACUAUACGUUACGUUCGUCGGGAGCUCCAGCAGGAAGUGGACAUGCGAAUAGGCGUCCACUCUGGCUCCGUUCUUUGUGGUGUUUUGGGUCUUCAGAAGUGGCAGUUUGACAUCUGGAGCUGGGACGUGGACGUCGCCAACAGUUUGGAGGCUGCAGGAGUGCCUGGUCAGGUUCACAUCUCCAAGGCCACUCUGGACUGUCUGGGUGGGAUCUAUGAGACAGAGGCGGGACAUGGCCAGGAUCGUAGCGAGUUUCUACGGAAACACAACAUCGACACAUACCUGGUCCGUCCGGCAUCGAAGGAAGAUGUGGAGCCGCCUAAAGCAAGGCGCCCCAGUUAUGACGAGAUAACAACGUGGAGUGCUGAGCUGCCAUUUGGAGACAUCCUAGGAAAGAAUUUUAUCCUUGCUACUUUUACCAAUGGUUCACUGACCCAGCUGCCCAAUAAUAUAGCAGCUCAGCGCUCAGGAACACGGGAGGUGAACAAGAGGAUUCGCCAGGCCAUGGAGGUGCGCAGCAGUGAGCGAAUGAGGAAGGAGCACAUCACGACCUUUACUCAGGUGUUUAAGGACUCCCAUGUGGAGGGAAAGUAUUCUCAGAUGAGAGACGAACUCUUCAAAUCUAACAUGGUUUGCUCCUUCAUUCUGCUGCUGCUUUUAAUGACAGUCCAGGUGCUAAUCCCAGCCCCAAGAUUGUGUCCAAUGGUCGUUCAGUUUGUGGUCAGUGGCGGCAUUUACUUCCUGCUCUUGCUGCUGACUCUGGGGGAGGAAUUUAAGCAUUGUCCUGCUCCCCUCCAGUCAAUCUGCUGUUGGGUGCAUGAAAACAAGAGUGCCCGCAUGCUGCUCACACUCACUGCCAUCACUGUCAACUUUGGAAUCACCUCUGCAGACAUUCUGUGGUGUGAUUCAUCAGAAACUGACAUCAGCAACAGGGACUCCCUGCUGGCUCCGCCUCCCUCGGCUUGGACCGAUAUCAACAUUUGCACAUAUCCAGAGUACAUGGUUCUAAGUGGCGUGGUUGCUAUGGUUACCUGUGCCGUGUUCCUCAGACUGAGCUGCGUGUUGCAGCUGGCCGUUCUACUGCUGUUUGCUGCCCUCUACACCUACAUAAUCAAGAAUUACAGGUCUCAUCACUUGUGCAGGAAUGGAGUCUGUGUUGUUCUUAUGCUGAUGUUUGUGGUGGCUGUCCUCUUCAACAGCAGACAGCUGGAGGCGACAGCACGGCUGGACUUCCUCUGGGGCCUUCAGGCAAAGAAGGAGGUGGAGGACAUGAAGGAGCAGCGGGAGCACAAUGAGUGUCUGCUGCUCAAUAUCCUGCCCGCACAUGUUGCCCAGCACUUCUUGGAGAGAGACCGCAAUGAUGAGGAGUUGUACUCACAGUCGUAUGAGCGAGUGGGCGUGCUGUUUGCCUCUCUGCCCGGAUUCUCCGACUUCUACGAGGAAAAGGAGGUCCUUCAUCAGCAUGUUGAGUGUCUCCGCCUCCUUAACCACGUCAUCAGCGACUUUGAUGAGCUGCUGGAUGAAUGCUACUUUCAGCAGGUGGAGAAGAUCAAAACCACUGGCAGCUGCUACAUGGCAGCUUCAGGCCUCUCACCUGACAGGCAGGAUUGUGAGGAUGGCUGGAAUCACCUCAGUGAGUUGGUCCUGUUCGCACUCGCUAUGCAGGAAACUCUCAAACACAUCAACACACAGACAGGAAACAACUUCCAGCUCCGUGUUGGUGUGGCUCACGGUCCGGUGAUAGCAGGUGUGAUUGGAGCCACCAAACCUCAGUACGACAUCUGGGGGAUGACAGUGAACAUGGCGAGCAGGAUGGAGAGCACCGGUGUGAGCGGGCGGAUACAGGUCUCAGAACACACCAGCUCUAUUCUGGUUGAACGAGGCUUUCUGAGGCAGCUCAGAGGGGACGUUUAUCUCAAAGGGAUUAGUGAACGCCACGGAAAGGUUCGAACAUACUUCGUGAGCAGUCGGGAGGAGCGAUCCAGCUUUAUAGAGCGUGGUGGGGGGCGGGGCUUCAGCCUCAAUAGGAACACACUGGGAGCUGUGGUCUACAGUUUGGUUCAAGCCCAGAAAAGGGAGAAGAUGAGGGAGGAGAACGGAGGCUUCCACCUGGUGGAGGCGUCGUGAGGAGGAAAAAAAGGUUUGGUUUUGAGGGUAAAAGGUAAAACUGUCAACAUUUGUGAAAGCUGAAAUGUUGAAGGGGGUAAGGAGUUUGAACAUUCAUCUGCAUCGUCUUAAAGUAAAGGAAAGAUUAGUAAUGAUGGUGAUGGAUUGUUGUACUUUUGCUCUGUGUUUUGGAACAAACAACUCCUGUGGUGCUUUGCAGAGCAAAGCUAACAACAUGGAAUCAUGCAUGUGCAAAUUAAACAUCACUAAUCACUGAGACACUGAAGGAAAGUUAAAAGUAGACAGAUUCUCAGGGGACCUCUCAUGUGUCUGUUACUCUGGUUUCUAAGUGGAUUCCUGAAGGUUUAUUCUGGAUAUUCAAGCAGCCUUCCUUUAUAAGACUCGUCAUUCUGCCAAGACUUUGAUGCAGAAAAACAUUCAUGUUUUAUUUUAUGUGUUUGUGUAGGUUUGAUUUCCUCAUAUGAAACUAUGGGUUUUAAGUCAAUAAAAGAUUAUAGUUAAAAUUUUAACACAACAUGUAACUUUUUACAAAACAUAUUUGUAAAAAGAUUUUAUGAAAGUGUGAAGAAUUUUCUUAUAUUUCUUAUAUUAAGCAUUUAUUUACUGUGUUUUUAUUCUUGCUGUUAAAGGUUUCAAACUCUUCUAGCAAUUUUUUUUUAAAUUGUCAUAACUUUGUCUGACCACCAGAUGGAGCCGCGUGCAGGACCAAAAACAUUUCAGGAUCAAAGCACUUUACAUUUAGAUAUUUUAGAUUUGUGGAUAUAUAAGAGACACAUUAAGUUGUGACAGAACUUUGUUUGUCUACAGAGGACAAAGUGUGUCUAUAAGAAGCGUUGAUUUAAAAAAUAAAUAAAUAAAAAGGAAAAAUAAACGUGGGUUUGUCCCUUGCAGUGUUUUUUUAUGGUUAAAUGUUUGAGCGCUCUUAUAUUGUGGCUAAUUUACAAUAAAGAUCUGCCUAAUAUUUGACAGCUGUUAAUGAUACUAUUUUGUUAUUCUAAUAAAAUAAACAGGAAAAGAGAAAUUGCUAAUUUCACAUGUGUUUACCUUUAAACUUGAGUAGAUUUUUCAUUUCUAAAAACACUGAAACUUUUCUUUUAGUAAAUCCAGC
Maylandia zebra (zebra mbuna) is the source of this 5521-nucleotide messenger RNA. RefSeq names its product adenylate cyclase type 8. Lineage: Eukaryota; Metazoa; Chordata; Actinopteri; Cichliformes; Cichlidae. The record is from RefSeq and is a predicted model, not a curated record. Gene Ontology annotation, biological process: adenylate cyclase-activating G protein-coupled receptor signaling pathway; cAMP biosynthetic process; intracellular signal transduction. Gene Ontology annotation, cellular component: plasma membrane. Gene Ontology annotation, molecular function: adenylate cyclase activity.